Molecule: messenger RNA, 1014 nt
Organism: Cokeromyces recurvatus
Lineage: Eukaryota; Fungi; Mucoromycota; Mucoromycetes; Mucorales; Mucoraceae
Product: HPP family-domain-containing protein
Exons: 5
Coding region: 1-1014 (337 amino acids)
Source: RefSeq, a predicted model, not a curated record
AUGUUCUAUAAUCAGGAUAUAUUUGAAAAACUACCAUAUGUAGUAUCACAUUUUCUUGGCUAUAGAAGAAUUUAUUUAUGGUCGUUUAUAGCCUCCUGGAUCGGUAUAGCAAUAUUAGAAAUUAUUUUUACCUAUGGUCCUUCGUUUAAAUCAUAUCAAACGCCUAUGAUUGUUGCAUCAUUUGGAGCAAGUGCAGUUUUAAUUUACGGUGUUCUUGAUGCCCCUUUAGCACAACCUCGUAAUGUAUUCUUUGGACAAUUGAUAGGUGCUAUUGUAGGCGUCAUUAUUUCACAGCUUUUCUUAAAUAUAAAGCAAGAUUGGUCUUCAAAAGAUCAGUAUAUUGCAGUACAAUGGAUAGCAGGAGCAGUAGCUAUGUCAUUUUCAUUAGUCAUCAUGCAAAUGACGAAGACAGUGCAUCCUCCUGGUGGAGCAACAGCCUUAAUUCCAUGUGUGACUCCGAGUAUUUUGGAUAUUCAAUGGUUUUAUAUAGGAGUUGUUGCUUUGUCUUCACUUUUGCAAAUUUGUAUUGCUUGUUUAGUAAAUAACAUUGAACGUCGAUACCCUCAGUAUUGGUGGACACCUCAGAAAUUACCUCUCAAGAUAGAUCCAACCACAUUAACUACCCUUAUGUCGACUCAUGGUACUAUUAUGACCACGCAUAACGAAGAAGAUAUUGUGGCAUCUAAUUUAACAACUGAACAAGAAGCUAGACUAUCUUCUCUCUCCAAUCAUAGGGAGUACAAAAAUGAAGCAAGAAGUCAUAAUAAUAAGAAUAGGGAUGCCAUUAUUCAUCAUUUUGUUACUCAAGGAAAAGACAUUUUCCCUGUCGUAUCACAACCAAAUGAUACUACUGCUACUACUAAUAAUAACGAUAAUAGCAGACGAUCAUCUACUACGACAAUCAAUAUGCAAAAGAAUCAACAAGAUAUAACAAGCACAAUCGAACAGGCGAUUUAUGAUUUACGAGAUAAUUCCUGGUUUACCAAUUAUUAUGACACCAGGCCUAUUAUCUAA